AAGACGUUGGGCGCCUUGAAGCGUGAUAUUCAAGACGAGUCGUGCAGUAAUACCGAUUCUGUGGCCAAAAAGCUUAAAGAAGAAUCCAAGAUCACGUUUCGAUUCGAAGGUAAUAAGAAACAGUUUCAAUUCAACCCCGACCUUGCAGAGAAGGUGAAGUCGGCGUCAGUUGCUCUCGGGAAGAGAAAAUUAGACCUUGUUAAAACUCACCUGGAAGAACUAGACUCUGACAUCAAGAAGCGCAACAAACUUAUCAGACUGGCAGACAAGUACGCCGCCGGUUGGGAUUUGGUGAACGAGUAUUUAUCAGACGAGCUGGCUAGCGGGUCAGAGGACGAAAAGCGUAUCCGCCGUGCCGAGCAGAGGGCCCUUCGUAAACGCAACCAUCGCCAACAGAAAGCGAAGCCAUCCAAGCAAGGUUAUUCACAACUCCAAUCAUCUACCGCAACCACCGCGUUUGCUGGCCAACAUUCAUCAUCCUCCAAACCUAUUUCUCGUACUUUUGGCGCUUUCAGCAAACCAAGACCAAGUGAUAUUUGUCUCGCCUGCGGCCAGCAAUGUCAUUGGAGAUCUCAGUGUCAAGUUAAUCCUCAAGCCAGAUCUUCAAGCUCGGGGCCGUUCUUUCCUAGUUCUUCUGGUCUUUCGGGCAUUGGAGGUAAAUAGGACCACAGAAUUAAAAACUUGUUCUCCAAGGUUAGAUAUUAGCUUUACUCAAUUUAUUAGACAUGUAUCCUUCUUAUUUGGAGUAUUUCAGGGAAAGGGACUCUAGUUCAUUAGUCGAUUUCGAUUAUGAUCGCAAUCUAGCUAUUUGAAUUUGAACAGAAUUCCGCAUUGCCAGUACUUAAGGGUAGACUUAGGUCCUGUUUAAGUUAUUGGCACACUAUUGGUGCCAAUAGUCUUGUUAUCGAUACUAUUAAAUUCGGUUAUCGGAUCUCAUUCAUUAGCACACCUUGUCAGGCGCGUUUUUCUAACAAUCAGUCAGCUCUUAAUAAUGCGUCUUUCGUGGAGUCGGCUAUCGCUGAGUUAGUCCACACUCACGCCGUCGUUGAGGUGCCCUUUAUUCCACAUGUCGUUAAUCCGCUCUCUGUCUCGAUACAGUCUUCAGGCAAGAAGAGGCUUAUUCUGGACUUACGUCAUGUCAAUGAUUUCGUUUGGAAACAGAAGUUUAGGUGUGAAGAUUGGAGAGUUUUAUUAUCAUAUGUCAAUAAGGGCGAUUACCUUUUCAGUUUCGAUCUCAAGUCUGGAUAUCACCAUAUCGAUAUUUUUCCGGAUCACCAAACUUUUCUGGGUUUCUCCUGGGUUUUUUCUGGUACCGUUCGGUAUUUUUGUUUUGCAUCACUUCCGUUCGGUCUAAGCUCAGCCCCAUACGUCUUUACCAAGUGUCUCAGACCACUCGUUAAGUUUUGGAGGUCUAACGGGAUUAAAAUUGUUGUGUUCCUCGACGAUGGGUGCGGAAAAGGGGAUUCACUGCCUAUGGCCAAGGAAAAUUCAUUGUUUGUGCAAUCAUCCUUAAGCAGUGCGGGGUUUGUUGCCAACUCCGCCAAAUCACUAUGGAACCCCAUUCAGGUGCUUGUUUGGUUGGGUUUAAACUGGGACUUAGUUAUCGGUACCAUUUCUAUUACCGAUAGACGUAUUUGCAAAUUUAUCGCUCUGAUUGACAAAUUUCUUCUAUCCGCACCUUAUGUUACGGCUCGGGAUUGUGCCGUUAUCGCAGGUCAUGUUAUGUCCAUGUCGCCAGUUUUGGGUAACCUGACUCGUCUCAAAACCCGUUUCCUUUACAAAGUCAGAGAAUCCCGCCGUAGUUGGGAUUCCCGUUUUAAUAUCGGGCUUCAUAAUGAUUGCCUCUCUCAAAUAUUUUUCUGGAAAAACAAUGUCGUUAGUCUUAAUACGAGACCUAUUUUGCCUUAUAAUGCUCUCCUUUUGUUUAGCUAUUCGGACGCUAGCAACGUCGCCUGCGGGGCUUUUGUUGUGGGCACUAAUGAGGUGUCCCAUCGUAUGUGGACUGCUUGCGAAGCAGCUAAGAGCUCUACCUGGAGAGAACUUAAGGCUAUACAAUUUGCCUUAAGUGCGUUCAAAGCCUUGGUUCGGGGUAAGUGUGUAAAGUGGCAUUCUGACAGCCAAGGGGCCGUUCGUGUUGUGGAGAUAGGGUGUCCUAGUGCAGAAUUGCAUUCUAUUGCGCUUGAUAUUUUCUAUUUUUGUCGAACUUACAAUACUUACACUUAUUCCCCAGUGGGUUCCCAGGGAACUUAAUGCUUGUGCUGAUGCGAUUAGCCACAUUGUAGACUUCGAUGACUGGUAUACAACCCCCGAGUUCUUCGCACACUUGGACCGCCUUUGGGGCCCACAUACAGUCGACAGGUUUGCGAAUACUGCCAACGCCCAUCUUCCCAGAUUCAAUUCUAGGUUUCGCGUACCCGGCACUGAAGCUGUUGACGCAUUUUCAAUCUCGUGGAAUGGAAAGAAUAAUUGGCUAGUCCCUCCCGUCCACUGCAUUACUAGGGCGGUUCAGCAUCUCCUUGUAUGCGGUGCGGUUGGUACUUUAGUCGUCCCUUAUUGGCCGUCUAAUGUGUUUUGGCCUUUCUUCUUCGCAAAUGCAAUUCAAUUUCAACCGUACGUCCUUGAGUACAUUCAUUUUCCCGACUCCUCAGGGGUUUUUGCCCUCGGGUGUUACAAAGAUUCACUCAUUGGUUCAGACAGGUUUAACAGCACGGUGCUGGCAGUCAGAAUUGGCGCUAAGGGGCCUUAGUUUUUUCAAGCCGAGUGGCUUUAUGUUGGCCCACGUGUUUUUUAUUCCGCUCGUCGGUUCAUUUGUCCUCGUUUCGCAUGAAACUAGCUCGCCGAGUGGCUUGUUUACCGUGGUUUUUGAGUUGGCCCAUUCGGCCUUAAAUAGUUUUGCAUCCGGUCAGGGGCAUUACCAAGCGUCCAUUUUUUAUUGCUGUAUUGACUCCCAGUGCGUGUAUUGAGGAAUUUUGCCAUAUAUUUUUGUUCUUAUCCUCGUAGAAGUUCUCAAAGUGCCUUGCAGCCUAAUUUUCAACAGGUUGAAGACGGGCGACUCCGGGCACUGGUUCAAGAUCUCCCCGCAGUUCUUCUUAAAUCCAAAGCCGACAGUACCGCGAGGAAGUACGAAAAGGGCUUCAAUACGUGGAGAAAAUGGGCUUCUCAGUUUAAAGAAAUUGUUAUAUUUCCCGCUUCUAGUGUGCACGUUUCAUUGUUCUUUCUUAGCUUGAUUCAAGAAUCUGCCUCUUGCAGCACUAUUGACGAAGUCCAUUAUGGGCUCAAGUGGGUGCAGGAUUUGGCAGGUCUACCCGACCCCUGUAAUUUCUCGUUAGUUUUACCUUUAAUAGAAUCUGCUAAGAGGCUUCUCAGUAUCCCUGUUAAAAAGAAAGAGCCUGUGACCCCCGAGGCUAUUCAGCUUUUAUUUUCUAAGUAUGGAUCGUCUUCAGCUAGUUUGUCUGAUUUACGAGUGCUUACUUUGUGCGUUUUAGGUUAUGCAGGGUUUUUUCGCUUUAACGAGUUGGUUCAGUUACGCAGGUGUGAUUUUCAGUUUGAAGAUUCUUUUAUGAGAAUCUUUGUUCAUCGAAGUAAGACUGACGUUUACAGGGAUGGGGCUUGGGUUGUUAUCGCUAAAACUUUCAAGCAUACAUGUCCUUAUUUAUUAGUUCAACGCUAUUUUGUGGCCACUUCUUUUUCAGCAGACAGCGAAGAGUUCAUGUUUCGCCCUCUUGUUUUUCUUCGCAGUACCGGAGCUUAUAAAUUGCGCGGGUCUGUUCCUUUGUCUUAUACUAGAGCGCGGGAGAUAGUGCUUAGCGCUUUCGAUUCCAUCGGCCUUCCCAAGCAAGACUACGGUCUCCAUAGCCUUAGGGCCGGAGGUGCCUCCGCUGCUGCUAAUGCUCGAGCGCCUGACAGAUUGUUUAAAAGACACGGCCGUUGGAAAUCAGACAAGGCAAAAGACGGUUACAUUAAGGAUAGUGUUCAUUCAUUGUUGUCGGUUUCGUUAUCACUGGGUAUUUAA
This is a messenger RNA of Porites lobata, 4012 nucleotides long. The record is from the annotation of a GenBank genome assembly. NCBI's taxonomy places the organism in Eukaryota, Metazoa, Cnidaria, Anthozoa, Scleractinia, Poritidae.